Molecule: messenger RNA, 825 nt
Organism: Lolium perenne
Lineage: Eukaryota; Viridiplantae; Streptophyta; Magnoliopsida; Poales; Poaceae
Product: dirigent protein 1-like
Source: RefSeq, a predicted model, not a curated record
UUGCCCUAGACAUACAUAACCCAGUCUAUAAGAAAGAACGUCUUCGUCGUCAAGAUAAGUUGAGAUUGAGCACAAAUUGUAAGCAAUCUCGUGUAGCUAGCUCAGACCGUAGACGAACGUGGCAUGUCUACCAAACACACCAUGCAGCUCCUACCAGUCGCAGUCUCAAUGGCCAUCCUCCUCGUGGGAGCGGCGGCAGCCACGAAGACAACAACGCACCUCAAGUUCUACAUGCACGAUAUUGUGACGGCGGUGCCGCCGAGCCCAGCAACGGCGGUGCGCGUCGCCAGGGCGGUGACGCAGCUGCCGCCCCUCGAACCAGCCUUCCGCUUCGGGGACGUGUUCGUCAUCGACGAUCUUCUGACGGAGGGGCCUGACGCGGCGUCCCCGGCCGUCGGCACAGCACAGGGGUACUACAUGUACGCGUCGCGGACGGACGCCGCGCUGAUGCUAAGCGUCAACAUGGUCUUCACGGCGGGGCCGCACAACGGCAGCACCAUCGCCGUGCUCGGAAGGGACGCCAUCCUCGACCCCGUCAGGGAGCUGCCGGUCGUUGGCGGCACCGGCAUGUUCCGCGGGGCAACCGGCUAUGGUCUGCUCCGGACAUACUCGAUAAACGGCACCACCUUCAACGCAGUGCUCCAGGUCGACAUGUACGUGCACGCGCGUGUGUAAGCGCACCAUAUUUGUAUGCUUCCAUGCGUGUGUCGUGUGUGCUGGUUCUUUAUAGGAGGUCAUUUAUCGGUUAUAUGCACCGAUAUCCGUCAAUUCCUUCCAUUGUGUUCAUAAGUAUGGCAAGUGUGGUAUCUUAUAAUCCUUAUUAUG